ACGACAGACUUGCUGCAUCAACAGGCUUUUUGCUGCUGUGGCCAGAAAUAAACCAUAAAUACCCCCACCAGCGUCCACCAAGCGCUCGCCAGGCCUCGACAACCACACACACCCUCACACUGAGACGAGCAGACAAGAGAGCGGAAAGACGCAGAGCGUGGCUUGUAAGGGGUGCAGCGAAGCACAAGCCAUUCAGGUGAAGCAAAAUUUAAAAAAAAUUAACAAAUUUUAUUAAUUUAUUUAAUCCAUCCUCCUUUAGUUCUCAUGAAGCUCUAUUUAUAUGCAUGACUAUAUAUUGUUCUUAGAAAAAUUUAAAUGAUAAAGUUAGAUAAAUUUGUGCAAAUGUCUUCCAUAUAAUUUAGAACGUGUGUCUAGAUUUUACAAUCUUCAUAAGUCAUAUUUGUUUAAGUUUGGCUGAAGAUCGCUUCUUUAUUAGAGAGAAAAUGACAGAACAGCAGGGAACCCCAGUCCAGCUGCCUGCAGAAAAGGGCCAAGGGGGAGCUGGAGCCACUUACAAGGUACCAGUUUGAAAUGAUGAACUUUUUCUGUAUCUGCUUUUUUUAAUACAAAUGGACUGAAAAAACUAACUGGGACUUGGAGCACCUCAUCCAACUGCCUUCUUGCUCUGGUGUUGCAGCUGGCUGCAUUUGAAUUCGAGAACUUUCGUGGGAAAAAGGUAGAGCUCUCUGGAGACUGCAAAGAUGUGCUGGAGAAGACGCAAAGAGUCGGCUCGGUCAUUGUGGAGUCAGGACCGUGAGUGACCACUUUCCUGAUGUAUACAGCUGGUUGAUCGAUUGAAGUUAAAACUGCAGGCUUAACAAGUAUAUGUGAAAUGUCCUCAUUUCCAGAUGGGUUGCGUUUGAGCUCCCAGGUUUUGCAGGAGAUCAGUUUUUGCUGGAGAAAGGAGAGUAUCCACGCUGGAGCACCUGGACGAGCUGCCAGAAUAGCUACAGUCUGGGUUCUUUUAGGCCCCUGAAAGUGGUCAGAACUCAUUUUUACAAUGGAUGUGGACUUUUUUUAAUUUUUUGUUUUACUUCUAUGUAUUUUUUUUUUAUUUUUAAGGAUGGUGCAGAUCACAAGCUCCACCUGUUUGAGAACACUGGCUUUGAAGGCAGAAAGAUGGAGAUUGUUGAUGAUGAUGUCCCCAGCCUUUGGGCUUAUGGUUUCCAGGACCGUGUAGCCAGCGCAAAGGCUAUUAGUGGAACUUGGGUGGGAUACACGUAUCCAGGCUACAGGGGGCACCAAUACGUGUUUGAGCAUGGAGACUUCAAGCACUGGAACGACUGGGGAGCCACUGAACCCCAGAUCCAGUCCGUCCGACGCGUGCGGGACAUGCAGUGGCAUAAGAAGGGGUGCUAUAUCGCCCCCGCGCCUGCCCCAACCCCAGCGCCUGGACCUGGACCAGCCCCUGCUCCAGCUCCUGCUCCCACCCCACCUAAUCCCAACCCCAACCCUAAGCCUAACCCCACUCCAAAAUCUCAACCCCAACCUUAACAGCACACCUCGAUCAUCUCCUCCUGACUUCAGAAUGAUGAAUGCAGAGUGCCCAGCUUUUCUUUCAUGAAUCUUGUCACUAAAAACAAUCUGAUCAUGCAGUUUUGUAAACUAAAACUGACUAAAGACUUGUGCAUCUCUGACAGAAAUAAAGGUUUUGGCCCUACA
Oryzias melastigma (Indian medaka) is the source of this 1662-nucleotide messenger RNA. RefSeq names its product beta-crystallin B3-like. Lineage: Eukaryota; Metazoa; Chordata; Actinopteri; Beloniformes; Adrianichthyidae. The record is from RefSeq and is a predicted model, not a curated record. Gene Ontology annotation, molecular function: structural constituent of eye lens. Gene Ontology annotation, biological process: lens development in camera-type eye; visual perception. The transcript has 2 exons. Bases 1039 to 1494 code for a protein of 151 amino acids.